This is a messenger RNA of Molossus molossus (Pallas's mastiff bat), 2543 nucleotides long. It is a transcript of the gene MTA1, whose product is annotated as metastasis associated 1. Gene Ontology annotation, molecular function: sequence-specific DNA binding; chromatin binding; transcription coactivator activity. The coding region runs from base 25 to 2184 and encodes 719 amino acids. Gene Ontology annotation, cellular component: NuRD complex; nucleoplasm. Gene Ontology annotation, biological process: response to ionizing radiation; negative regulation of transcription by RNA polymerase II; double-strand break repair. Lineage: Eukaryota; Metazoa; Chordata; Mammalia; Chiroptera; Molossidae. The transcript is spliced from 22 exons. The record is from RefSeq and is a predicted model, not a curated record.
CCCGCGGCCCCGCCGCCGCCGGACAUGGCCGCCAACAUGUACAGGGUCGGAGACUAUGUCUACUUCGAGAACUCCUCCAGCAACCCGUACCUGAUCCGGAGAAUUGAGGAGCUCAACAAGACGGCCAACGGGAACGUGGAGGCCAAGGUGGUGUGCUUCUACCGCAGGCGGGACAUCUCCAGCACCCUCAUCGCCCUGGCCGACAAGCACGCCACCCUGUCUGUCUGCUACAAAUCUGGAUCUGGGGCCGACAAUGGCGAGGAAGGGGAGAUGGAGGAGGAGAUGGAGAACCCCGAAAUGGCCGACCUUCCCGACAAGCUGAAGCACCAGCUGCGGCACCGGGAGCUGUUCCUCUCCCGGCAGCUGGAGUCGCUGCCCGCCACCCACAUCAGAGGCAAGUGCAGCGUCACUCUGCUCAACGAGACCGAGUCGCUCAAGUCCUACCUGGAGCGGGAGGACUUUUUCUUCUACUCCCUCGUCUACGACCCACAGCAGAAGACGCUGCUGGCCGACAAAGGGGAGAUUCGCGUGGGCAACCGGUACCAGGCGGACAUCACGGACCUGCUGAAGGAAGGCGAGGAGGAUGGUCGCGACCAGUCCAAGCUGGAGACCAAGGUGUGGGAGGCGCACAACCCCCUCAUAGACAAGCAGAUCGACCAGUUCCUGGUGGUGGCCCGCUCUGUGGGCACCUUCGCGCGGGCCCUGGACUGCAGCAGCUCUGUCCGGCAGCCCAGCCUGCACAUGAGCGCGGCGGCCGCCUCACGGGACAUCACCCUGUUCCACGCCAUGGACACAUUGCACAAGAGUGUGUAUGACGUUGCCAAGGCCAUCUCGGCCCUGGUGCCGCAGGGCGGGCCGGUGCUGUGCCGCGACGAGAUGGAGGAGUGGUCCGCCUCGGAGGCCGGCCUCUUCGAGGAGGCGCUGGAGAAGUACGGCAAGGACUUCACGGACAUCCAGCAGGACUUCCUGCCCUGGAAGUCGCUCACCAGCAUUAUUGAGUAUUACUACAUGUGGAAGACCACCGACAGAUACGUGCAGCAGAAACGCCUGAAAGCAGCCGAAGCCGAGAGCAAGUUAAAGCAAGUUUAUAUCCCCAACUAUAACAAGCCAAAUCCGAACCAGAUCAGCGUCAACAAUGUCAAGGCGGGCGUGGUGAAUGGCGCAGGGGCACCAGGCCAGAGCCCCGGGGCCGGCCGGGCUUGCGAGAGCUGCUACACCACCCAGUCUUACCAGUGGUAUUCUUGGGGUCCCCCUAACAUGCAGUGUCGUCUCUGCGCAUCUUGUUGGACAUAUUGGAAGAAAUAUGGUGGCUUGAAAAUGCCAACCCGGUUAGAUGGGGAGAGGCCAGGACCAAACCGCAGUAACAUGAGCCCCCACGGCAUCCCAGCCCGGAGCAGCGGGAGCCCCAAGUUCGCCAUGAAGACGAGACAGGCCUUCUAUCUGCACACUACCAAGCUCACACGGAUCGCCCGGCGCCUGUGCCGCGAGAUCCUGCGCCCGUGGCACGCCGCCCGGCACCCCUACCUGCCCAUCAACAGCGCAGCCAUCAAGGCCGAGUGUGCGGCUCGGCUGCCCGAAGCCUCCCAGAGCCCACUGGUGCUGAAGCGGGCCGUGCGGAAGCCCUUGGAGGCCGUGCUCCGGUAUCUCGAGACCCACCCCCGACCCCCCAAACCUGACCCAGUGAAGAGCGUGUCUGGCGUGCUCAGUGGCCUGACCCCCGCCAAGUCAGCCCCCGUCAUCAACAACGGCUCGCCCACCAUCCUGGGCAAGAGGAGCUACGAGCAGCACAACGGUGUGGACGGCAACAUGAAGAAGCGCCUCUUGAUGCCCAGUAGGGGCACUUACCUGGGCCUGGCGAACCACGGACAGACCAGGCACAUGGGACCAAGCCGGAACCUCCUGCUGAAUGGGAAGUCGUACCCCACCAAAGUGCGCCUCAUCCGGGGGGGCUCCCUGCCCCCUGUCAAGCGGCGGAGGAUGAACUGGAUCGACGCCCCUGACGACGUGUUUUACAUGGCCACCGAGGAGACCAGGAAAAUCCGCAAGCUGCUUUCGUCCUCGGAGACCAAGCGCGCUGCCCGCAGGCCCUACAAGCCCAUCGCCCUGCGCCAGAGCCAGGCGCUGCCGCUGCGGCCACCCCCGCCCGCGCCCGUCAACGACGAGCCCAUCGUCAUCGAGGACUAGGCCCACUGCCCAGGCCGCUCCGGCCCAGACCAGCCUGCCCGCCCCCGCCUGCCCGCCCGGUUUGGUAGCGCCCUCCACCCUCACCCGCAGAGAAGCCGCCCCUGGGGCCGGGGAGAGCGCGCCCAGGGGCUGCUUUAGCUUUGUGUUCCUUUCCUGGCCAGAGCGGAGUGAGGGGCCGGCCGCCCGUGUCCGCACCGCGGCGGGCUCGGGCCGGCCGGAAGUUCUGUUGUGUUCUGUUGAAGGUGCCAUUUUAAAUUUUAUUUUUAUUACUUUUUUUGUAGAUGAACUUAAGCUCUGUAACUCACCCCUGGAAUGUCAGGGUCGGCGCAGCCAGCGGCCGGCCGAGCGGCCUGGUGGGG